AUGACUGAAGGCUACAACACAAGCUCUGCACGCAAAGAGCCAUCGAUUGAAAAGACUGGGACGAAGAGCAGUUUUCUCGACAUGUUUGUCCUUCCGCAAUGGACGGUUGGCGGCAAGCUGCUCGAAGGGAGGAUGCUGAAUAAUUGCAUUGGCAUCAUCGCAUCCUGCGGCUUUCUCAUGUUCGGCUACGAUCAGGGUGUGCUGAGCGCGCUGCUGACGCUGGACGACUUUCAGAAGAAUCUUCCUCUAAUGACGCCCCGUGACAAGGCCAACCCCAUCUGCUGGCUCGAUGACGCUGCGACAGUCCCUGACCCUAAUAUGUGCACUGGGGAUGCGAAUACACAGGCUGCUGGCGUGGCCAUUUAUCAAGUUGGCUGCUUCCUUGGCGCCGUCUUGGUAUUUUUCUAUGGUGAAUCUUGGGGACGCAAGUCGUCGACGUUCUGGGGCAGUCUGAUCAUGAUUAUCGGUACCGUUAUGCAGGCUGCGUGCUUCGAGUACGGCCUCUUUGUCGCCGGACGCGUCGUUGGUGGCAUCGGCAAUGGCAUGGUGACUUCCACCAUUCCAACCUGGCAGUCGGAAUGCGCCCGUCCCCACAAACGAGGCUUUCUGAUUAUGCUUUCCGGUGCGCUCAUUUCGGGCGGCAUCAUGAUUGCUUACUGGGUUGACUUUGGCUUCUAUUUCUUGCAAGGCUCCGUUCGCUGGCGAUUUCCCAUUGCUUUUCAGAGCUUCUUUACCCUCAUCGUCAUGUGGGGUCUGAUGUACUUGCCCGAGUCUCCUCGCUGGCUGGCCAUGCACGGACGAAUGGACGAAGCCGCCGCGGUAACUGGGCGUCUCCUUGGCAAGCCGAUCGACCAUGAGGAGACUCGACAGGAAAUGCAAACCAUUAUCGACGGCAUCGAGGCCCAAGGAGCGCAGGGCAAGUUCAACAACAAGGAACUACUCACUGGGGGAGCGUCGCAGAAUUUGCGCCGCACGCUCAUCGGUGUAGCUGCCCAAUUUGGUCAACAAAUUUGUGGAAUCAAUCUAAUCACCUACUACGCGACGUUCUUGUUUGAAAAUUCCCUGGGUUUCAGUGCAGAAAUGUCACGCCUCUUGGCCGCCGCCAACGGCACCGAGUACUUUCUUGCCUCCUUAGUCGCCCUACCACUCAUCGAAAGAACUGGUCGCCGUACCUUGAUGCUAUUCGGUGCUUUCGGUAUGAUGGCAUCCAUGACAAUCCUUGCCGGCACUGUGUCUACUGGAACGACCCUCCCCAACGGCUGGCUUGGCAUGACUUGGCUUUACCCCGCCGAAAUCACCAACCUCCGCAUCCGCAUCCAGGCCAACGCAUUGUCAACCUGCUCCAACUGGCUGUCCAAUUUCCUGAUUGUCAUGAUUACUCCGCCGGCUUUUGCCAACCUCGGCUACCGCACAUACAUCAUGUUUGCUGUUUUCAACGCUGCUAUUAUCCCCAUGGUAUGGUUCUUUUUCCCGGAGCCUAAGGGCCGCAGUCUCGAGGAGCUCGACGUCAUCUUUGCCAGCGCCUACGUGGACAAGGUCAGCCCGGUGCAGCGCGCCAAGGAGAUGCGUCACAUUGAAGGCAGUGAGCUGGAUAGCGAGCUGGACAAGUAUUUUGGCGCGCAUAAUACAGCGGACCACGCAUAA
Beauveria bassiana ARSEF 2860 is the source of this 1644-nucleotide messenger RNA. RefSeq names its product sugar transporter. The transcript has 3 exons. The record is from RefSeq and is a predicted model, not a curated record. NCBI's taxonomy places the organism in Eukaryota, Fungi, Ascomycota, Sordariomycetes, Hypocreales, Cordycipitaceae. Bases 1 to 1644 code for a protein of 547 amino acids. Gene Ontology annotation, biological process: carbohydrate transport; transmembrane transport. Gene Ontology annotation, cellular component: membrane. Gene Ontology annotation, molecular function: carbohydrate:proton symporter activity.